Molecule: messenger RNA, 914 nt
Organism: Cuscuta campestris
Lineage: Eukaryota; Viridiplantae; Streptophyta; Magnoliopsida; Solanales; Convolvulaceae
Source: the annotation of a GenBank genome assembly
AGCCGUGCGGAUCAUUAUCUUCUCCCAAGCAAUUUAUAGGCGUGUAGCCCCGCCAGCUCAAUCACCUCUCGUCCAUUCUUAAACUCCGCAUUAAAUAUCAUCCAUUGAACUAUUGAAGGAAAGUGCAUUCAUUUCUUAAUCUCCCCGCUGAUUAUUGUUUCUGGGUUUUCAUAAAGAUUUGGAUUUGAAACGAAGGGAACGAGCGAGGAAGACGGAGAACCAGUCGCCAUGAUCAAUCGCCUUCUCGGAUGCACCCUUAAGACAGCUUCCUACAAGGCUGGCUCCUAUGUAAAGUAUCUUCCUGGGGCUAAUGGUUUGCAUGGAUCUAUUAUUCAUGGCCAUUCUCCAGCUAGAUGGAGUAGUACAGAGGCAUCUGAUGGCAAAGGAUUCAAGGGUCAUGAUAUGUUAGCACCCUUUACUGCUGGGUGCCAGACCACUGGUCAGGAUCCCUUAGUAAUUGAAAAGUCUGAGGGUUCCUAUGUAUAUGAUGUAAAUGGGAAGAAAUAUCUUGAUGCUCUUGCUGGUUUAUGGUGCACAGCUUUAGGGGGCAGCGAACCCCGCCUUGUUGAUGCUGCUACAAAGCAGCUGAAUACGUUGCCAUUUUAUCACUCAUUUUGGAAUCGUACAACAAGGCCGUCUUUGGACCUUGCCAAGGAACUUCUGGAGACAUUUACUGCAAAGAAAAUGGCAAAAGCAUUUUUCACCAAUAGUGGAUCAGAAGCAAAUGACACACAGGUGAAGUUGGUCUGGUAUUAUAACAAUGCACUUGGUAGGCCAAACAAGAAAAAAUUCAUCGCUCGUGCAAAAUCGUAAUGUGACUUUUAGAUGUGUUUUAUUUUAUUAUUUCCUCCGCCCUAAUUUAUGGUUCCCACCUACUUUAUUUGGGUGUCUCAUAAUAAUCUCAUUCUUUUUUA